CUCUUCAAAAGAACACACACACACACACACACACACCCCUGAAACUCCUCUACGGGAGGAAGCAGGAAACCAGUGUUGUUGUCACUUUGGACUGAACCUUUAGGACUGAAGAGAGAAAGGCACAAAGGGCCCACAAAGUGGAGAUGUUGAAGGGACCCAGAUCCUGGAAGUUCCCUUGGAUAUUUCUGCUGGUUUGAGCCAGAAGGGCUGUGGAGAGGACCUAAGAGCAGUAUUUACUUCCUCACCCUAUUACAGAUUUGAGUGAACAAGUAAGGUGGUAAAUCCACCUGGCUGCCUGGGAUGGAGUCUGUGGCCUUGUACAGUUUCCAGGCCACUGAAAACGAUGAGCUGGCCUUUAACAAAGGUGACACACUGAAGAUUCUGAACAUGGAAGAUGACCAGAACUGGUAUAAGGCGGAGCUGCACGGUGCCGAAGGUUUCAUCCCAAAGAAUUACAUCCAAGUCAAGCCCCAUCCGUGGUUUGCAGGUAGGAUCUCCAGGCAGUUUGCAGAAGAGAUUUUGCUCAGACGAAAUCACCUGGGAGCCUUCUUGAUCAGAGAGAGUGAGAGUUCCCCAGGAGAAUUCUCAGUCUCUGUGAACUAUGGUGACCAGGUUCAGCACUUCAAGGUGCUUAGAGAGAACAUGGGGAAGUACUUCCUUUGGGAGGAGAAGUUCAACUCACUCAAUGAAUUGGUGGACUUCUACCGCACAACCACUAUUGCCAAGAAGAAGCAAAUCUUCCUGAGGGAUGAGGACCCAACACACAAGCCACCCAGAGCAAAAUUUGCCAAGGCCCAGUUUGACUUCACCGCCCAGAACUCCUCACAACUCAGCUUCUACCAGGGUGACAUCAUUGAGGUGCUGGAACAUUCUGACCCCAACUGGUGGAGAGGCCAGCUCAGUGGCCGAGUGGGCUUCUUCCCUCGGAACUACGUCCAUCUCAUCCACAUGUGAACUGUUACUCGGUCCUCACCUCUCUCCAUCUCUCAGAGUUGUUUUGAAUGACCGUGGCUUCUAAGACUUUUCUGGAUGAACAAGCACUCACAA
Vombatus ursinus (common wombat) is the source of this 1047-nucleotide messenger RNA. It is a transcript of the gene GRAP, whose product is annotated as GRB2 related adaptor protein. The coding region runs from base 301 to 954 and encodes 217 amino acids. The record is from RefSeq and is a predicted model, not a curated record. NCBI's taxonomy places the organism in Eukaryota, Metazoa, Chordata, Mammalia, Diprotodontia, Vombatidae. Gene Ontology annotation, molecular function: protein binding. The transcript is spliced from 5 exons.